UCGUAAUUGACGAGUAAAGAUCGAUAUGAGAAGACCUCCAAGUCAGUUCUAAUGGUGACAAACCAUACACACACACACACACACACACACACACACACAUAUAUAUAUAUAUAUAUAUAUAACCAUUAGCAGCACUGCGUUCCAUCACGAUACCCCAGCAUUUACCUAAAUGAAGACUCUGCUGCCUUUCUUCCUUUUCUUGAUCGCUGCAGUUCACAGCCAGCAGUGUACCAAAGACCAGCAACUAACGUUGCUCGAUUUCAAGAAUGGCCUCGUUUUUAAUUCUUCUCUUUCCUCCAAGCUUGUAUCAUGGAAUUCAAGAACCGACUGCUGUUCUUGGUCGGGUGUAACUUGCAGUACUAACGGGACUGUUGUUGCUCUUGACAUCAGCCGCGAGUCUAUCUCAGGUGGAAUCGACAACUCUAGCAGUUUGUUUGAUCUUCAACAUCUUCAAAGCCUCAGUUUGGCCUUUAACAACUUCACUGGCUCUCAAAUUCCAUCUGCAACCGGAAAGCUCACAGGUUUGAGGUACCUAAACUUAUCCUCUGCUGGUUAUAAAGGGAAAAUUCCCAUUGACAUUUCAUUGUUGACAAAGUUGGUUAUCCUUGAUAUUUCCAAUCAAGGACUUGAGAUCCAGAAUUUGAGCUUGCUGGUUCAGAACCUCACGAAACUUGCAGAGUUAUAUCUUGACAAUGUGAAUAUAUUGUCACAGAGAAGUGACUGGUCCCUAGCCAUAUCAUCAUCACUGCCAAACCUGAAGGUGUUGAGCUUAUCCAACUGUCAUCUUUCAGGCCCUAUUGACAAGUCCCUGGCUAAGCUCUCAUCUCUAUCCGUGAUUCGGUUGGAUUUUAACAAGAUAUCUUCUCCCAUUCCUGGAUUCAUUGCCAACUUUACAAACUUGACUACCUUGAGUCUCAGUAGCUGUGGUUUGCAGGGAACAUUUCCAAAAGAGAUCAUUCAGGUACCUUCUUUACAAACUAUUGAUCUUUCCUUUAACUAUGGUCUUGGUGGUUCCUUGCCCGAAUUUUCAAAGAAUGCAUCUCUUCAGUCCUUGAACCUAUUUGUGACAAACUUUUCAGGGGUCUUACCUGACUCCAUUGGAAACCUCAAUAUGUUGUCAACAAUAGAUCUUACAGGAUGCAAAUUUACUGGAUCAAUUCCAAGGUCAAUGGGAAACCUUACAAAAUUGGUUCAUUUUGACUUGUCAGGGAAUCAGUUUACUGGUUCAAUUCCAUGCUUCAGUAGCGCAAAAAAUCUGGCCGAAAUAAAUCUGUCCGGCAAUGAUCUAACUGGUCAUAUUAGUUGCACUCAGUGGCAAAACCUUACUAGCCUAGUGACUAUCAACUUAAGUAAUAAUAUGCUUCAAGGGAACCUUUCAUCCUCUUUGUUUUGUCUUCCCUUGCUGAAGAGCUUAGAUCUUGGCCACAAUCAAUUCUCUGGUCAAUUCCCUGAAAUUUGCAAUGCCUCUUCUUACUUGUUGGAAAUUGUUGACUUCAGUGACAACAAUCUUGAAGGGCCAAUACCCAUGUCUAUCUUUAAUCUCAGAGGACUUCAGAGACUUCUUCUUAAUUCAAACAGUCUCAAUGGCUCAUUUCCUCUUGAUGGUCUUCACAAGCUCAUAAAUCUUCAGUUUCUUUAUCUUUCAGAGAAUAGCUUGGUGCUCAGUUAUGAUGCUACCAAUUCCUCUUAUUCCUCAUUUCCUCAACUUUAUCAAUUGAUGUUGGCUUCAGGAAAGUUGACAACAUUCCCUGAUUUCUUGAGAAAUCAAUCCGAAUUGACCUUUCUGGACCUUUCAAAUAACCUGAUACCUGGCAUGAUACCUAACUGGCUUUGGAAGCUUAAUCUUCAUCAUCUGAACCUUUCCUGUAACUCCCUACGAACUAUAGAAGGUCCUUUACUCAAUGUCACCUCUCCGUGGUUGCUGGACCUCAGUUACAAUAGGCUUCAAGGGCAGAUCCCAAAUUUCUCUUCUUAUUAUCUGGAUUGCUCCAGCAAUAAUUUCAGCUCUGGCAUACCGACUGGUGCAGAUUUCUCUAGGUAUACUUCAUUUUUCUCUGUUGGAAACAAUAACCUCAAUGGGAUCAUUCCCGGAUCAAUUUGCAAUUCAGCAGCUCUUGAGGUUCUUGAUCUAUCCAAUAAUUCCUUCACUGGCACUCUUCCUCAGUGCUUCACUACAAUGAGUAGCCUAGCAGUACUUGAUUUAAGUGGAAACAAUGUUACAAAUGUUCAUGCAUUACCUCAGAAUUGUAACUUGGGAAGUCUAGACCUAAGUGGAAAUCAGUUAGAAGGCCAGCUUCCAAAAUCUCUUGUCAACUGCACAAAGUUGGAGGUUUUAAACCUCGGAAACAAUCAGAUAACGGAUACUUUUCCAUGCUUCUUGAAGAACAUAUCCACCUUGCGUCUCCUUAGUUUACGGUCCAAUAACUUUUAUGGACCCACUGGUUGUCCCAAGACUAAUGGAGCUUGGCCAAUGCUUCAGGUUAUAGACCUAGCUGACAACAAUUUUGAUGGUGAAAUAUCUGGAAGAUUUUUGUCAACCUGGCAAACAAUGAUAGCCAACAAAGAUGAUGCUGCAUCAAAUCGCUAUUACCUUGGAAUGCAGGGAGUUCAAUGGAUCAAUACCAGAGGAAAUUGGAGGACUCAAAUCAUUACGUGUCCUCAACUUGUCUAAUAAUGCUUUCACAGGUGCAAUCCCAUCAUCAUUAAGUAACUUGCAAGUAGUUGAGUCUUUAGACCUCUCGCAGAACAACCUGAGCGGUGAAAUUCCACCACAGUUUGCGAAGCUUACUUUCCUUUCAUUCUUGAAUCUCUCA
This is a messenger RNA of Rosa chinensis, 2813 nucleotides long. RefSeq names its product receptor-like protein 7. Lineage: Eukaryota; Viridiplantae; Streptophyta; Magnoliopsida; Rosales; Rosaceae. The coding region runs from base 170 to 2671 and encodes 833 amino acids. The transcript has 2 exons. Gene Ontology annotation, molecular function: protein binding. The record is from RefSeq and is a predicted model, not a curated record.